This is a messenger RNA of Morchella importuna, 2814 nucleotides long. RefSeq lists its product as uncharacterized. Bases 1 to 2814 code for a protein of 937 amino acids. Gene Ontology annotation, molecular function: zinc ion binding; sequence-specific DNA binding; DNA-binding transcription factor activity, RNA polymerase II-specific. The record is from RefSeq and is a predicted model, not a curated record. NCBI's taxonomy places the organism in Eukaryota, Fungi, Ascomycota, Pezizomycetes, Pezizales, Morchellaceae. Gene Ontology annotation, biological process: positive regulation of transcription by RNA polymerase II; DNA-templated transcription. The transcript is spliced from 2 exons.
AUGAAGAGGGAGCGUCGGACGCUGUCAGUGCCUUCAAUACACUACCAGGACGAGGUUGGUAGCAGCGGUGUCAUUAUGGACUCUGGAGGGUUUCUGGGAACAGGAGCCGGAGGUGGUGGAAGAGGAGGUGGAGCAGGUGGAGGAGCAGGUGGUGUUGGAAAUGUUGGAGGUAACGGGAGCGCGGGGUGGCCUCCGCAACAGCAGCAGCAACAUCAAUUACCAUCAUCCAAUUCUUUGUCUUUAGGGCAACCGCAUCAGACGUUCAAUCGGUCUCGUUCCGCCUCCACAUCAUCUUUAUCAACACCAACGGGCGCAACCCCGUCUUCAACCAGUGGCAUCGCUAAAAAGAAGGUUGUCACUGCUUGCCAGAGAUGCCGGACCAGGAAGAUCCGCUGCGACGGAGCACUCCCGUCCUGCAAAAGCUGCGUUAAGGCUGGUGUUGAUUGCAUUGAGGUCGACCGAUCUGGUGAUAACAACGUACCAAGGAGUCAUGUCCUCGAAUUGGAAAACAGGAUCAAAUGGUUAGAAGAACUUUUACGCACCAAUUGCCCCGAUGUGGAUCUUUCUGCUGGGCCACCAGCGGAGCUUAGAUCUCGUCCGGCACCUCCAGCAAUUCGGAUUGUUACUACUGGGCCUGAUAUGCACCCUCCACCAUCGUCGAUAAGCUCGACCUCGUCUCCAGCGUUUGCUCUCUCCCCCGCCUCGACUUGUCCCACCCCAGCGUCCUUUGAGUUUUCGCCCUCAGGCAUGUCACCGGGCUACCUGGCUGCAUACAGUCCAUACACCUUCUCCGACUGCCCAUCUCCGGCCCCAAGCCCAGCCCCCUCGAGCCCACUACUGCCAAGUCCUAUGUUGCUACCGCAACAGGAUACGACCGCUCAGGAUGUUGCUCUCAUAUCACUAUCAGCUAUCGAGGAACCUAAAUACAUUGGCCCGUCAUCCGGAAUCUCAUUCACUCGCCUCGUCUUUCGUGAAGCACAGGAUGACCUCCGCCUCACUGAGUUUGAUACAGGGAACAGAGAUAUAAAGCCCAAUUUUGCGACUUCUGGAAGGCGCUGGCCAGGAACUAAUGUAGAGCCAAUACCUCUCCCUAGUUUGGACGAGUGUGGGACCUUAUCAGGUAACUACUUCGACACUGUCGCCCUACAAUACCCAUUCCUAUAUCGUCCACACUUCGAGUCUUGUCUCGAAGCCGUGCAUCAGGCAGCGAACAAUGCGCCUUAUCAGCUUCCACAAGGCUACACUCUCGCUGUCGCGCGGUUUCAUGUUUUUCUCGUGCUCUCCAUUGGUGCAAAUAUUCUUUCAAAUCGUACUGGCCAUCCUAUGGAUUCCGAACGAUAUUUUGCUAGCGCUAUGCAGUGUAUCGAUGACAUCACUCUCACAGGAAGUGUCCAGGCAACACAAAGUGCGCUGCUGUUGGCAAUGAGAUCUUUCCACGCUAGUUCUGGCGGGCUUAACCUCUGGUACUUGAACGCAAUCAUCAUGGCAACUUGUGUCGACCUAGGAUUGCAAAGAAAGAUCUUUUUGUUUCAAGAACAUGCUGCGAUAAAACGUCGAGUGUUCUGGUGUGCUUAUACACUCGACCGUAAUCUUGGCAUUUCUCUUGGCAGGCCAUUCUCGUUGAGGGACGAAGCGUUUGAUGUGGACUUUCCAAGUGAAAACGACAGUGAUGAGGAUUUACAUUAUCCUGCUUCAUUGUCUAUUGGUUCAAAUAUUCCCGCAGGUGCAGGGACUCCUCACUCUUCAUUUUUGGGAUCAAUUUAUCUAUUCCGGAUGACUAGAAUACUGAGCAGCAUCAAAUCUACACUAUAUCGCAUAACCCUACCUUCAAUGGGGAAAUGGCCCGCCGAUACACAAGAUUGGCAGAAUACUAUUCAUCGCCAGCUUAUGGACCUUCGUGAACAAGCACGACUUGGGUUGGGAGCAUCUCGAAGAGGAUCAGGAAGUAGCGGGAACCACCUUGGAAGUGGCCAAAUAGUAGAUCUCAAGUUUCACGAAGCCAUUCAAUUGCUUUUUAGGCCGUCACCCGCAUUCCCGCUCCCUUCCGUAUCAGCUCUUCAACAUUGUUUCACUGCAGCCGUAGAGACCAUUCGAAUAUACCACAAGCUUAAGAUCUAUGGAGGGCUGCAGUAUACCUGGUUGACGGCGCACUCAAUCUUUCUCAGUGGCUUCACAAUGUUGAAAGUGUACAGUCAGUGCAGGGAGGUUCAGGCGCAGACAGCACACGAAACUCUAUCUGAAGAUAUUAGGCAUUGCUCUAUGCUGCUCGACAGCUUGGCUCCCUCGUGGCCUAUAGCACAGAGGUCGAAGGCAAAGUUUGACGCACUUGCUCAGACUACGUUAUUACAAGCGUCGGCAUCCUCAUCUCGGAUGCUAUCGCCGCAUGAUGGCACUCGUCGUACUUCGUCGUCAUCCUCUCAUGGACGGAUGUUCCCAGAGUUCUCAGGUCACACGCUAGAGGUUCCAGGAAUGUCACAUCACCCAACUCCUCACCCGAGCCCACACCCAAGCCCACACCCGAGCCCACACCCAAGUCCACAACCUCAAAUGAGUAAUGCAGCGAGUAAUUGGUUUCCCAGUGAGCCUACCAGUAGCAAUGGGGGGGCUGCGCCCAUGGAUACAAACUGGAUGGAAACCCUCAAUUGGCCAACUGAGCCCCUGAUCUCCAGCGGUACAGGGUUUGAGGGACUGGACCCAAACGACGAGAGCUUGGGACUGCUAAGUGCAUUCUUACAUGUUCCAGCCCCCGGAGUCACAAACGGCGGAGAUACCUCCAUGUGGGGUAUGGAACAAGAACACGAGACGAGGCUGUAA